AUGGCGGCCGCUUCGAAGAGGAAGAGAGAUGGUCCGGCGGUCGGCAUCGACCUCGGUACUACUUACUCGUGCGUGGCCGUGUGGCGGCACGACCGCAGCGAGGUCAUCGCCAACGACCAGGGCAACCGCCUCACACCAUCCUGCGUGGCCUUCACCAGCACCGAGAGGUUCGUCGGCGAGGCGGCCGUGAACCAGGCCGCCCUGAACCCCAUGAACACCAUCUUCGAGGUGAAGCGACUAAUUGGCCGCCGAUUCAGCGCCGAGUCUGUACAACAAGAUGUCAAGUUGUGGCCUUUCAAAGUUGUCGCAGGUCGUGAUGACCGGCCGAUGAUCAUGGUGCAGUAUAAAGGCAAGGAGAGGCAGUUCAUGCCUGAGGAGAUCUCCUCCAUGGUGCUCACCAAGAUGAGAGAGACAGCUGAGGUAUAUCUUGGUAAAACGAUCAAGAAUGCUGUCAUCACCGUGCCCGUCUACUUCAACAACUCCCAGCGCCAGGCUACCAUUGACGCGGGUGCCAUUGCCGGCCUGAAUGUAAUGCGCAUUAUCAAUGAGCCAACUGCCGCCGCCCUCGCAUAUGGUCUUGAGAAGAUGCCUGUCAGCAACAAACAAAGGACGGUGCUCGUAGUCGAUCUUGGUGGUGGUACCUUUGAUGUCUCCCUCCUGAAGAUUGAUCCAGGAACCAACAAGGAUAAGGGUCUCUUUGAGGUGGUGGCCAUCGCUGGUGACACUCACCUUGGCGGGGCUGAUUUCGACAACGAGAUGGUGAAAUACUCUCUCCAGGAGUUCACACGGAAACACAAGAAGAUGGACAUACAUAGGAACCAGAAGGCGCUUCGGCGGUUGAGGACUGCCUGCGAGAGAGCAAAGAGGAUGCUGUCUUCCACUACACAGACCACCAUUGAGGUUGACUCACUCCAUGAUGGCAUUGACUUCUGCACCACCAUCACCCGGUCUCGAUUCGAGGAGCUCAACAAGGGUCUUUUCAGGAAGUGCAUGGAGGCUUUGGAUAAGUGCUUAUGCGAUGCCAAGAUGAACAAGAGCAGCGUCCACGACGUCGUCCUCGUGGGCGGCUCCACCCGUAUCCCCAAGGUGCAGAGCAUGCUUCAGGAUUUCUUCUGUGGGAAGGAGCUUUGCCGGAGCAUCAACCCUGAUGAAGCUGUUGCGUACGGUGCUGCCAUCCAGGCCUCUAUUCUCAGUGGUCGAACCGACGAUGGGAGAUUAGUGGAUAUGCUUCUGCGUGAAGUUACGCCACUCUCGCUUGGGAUUGAAACUGAAGAUAAUUUUACAAUGAGCGUGGUUAUCCCGAGGAACACAGCCAUCCCGACCAAGAAGGUACGGCGCUUCACCACGCUCUACGACAACCAGACCAGCGUUUCAUUUCCAGUGUAUGAGGGCGAGAGCACGAGCACCAAGGACAACAAUCUGCUCGGCGAGUUCGUGCUCACCGAUGUACCCCCGGCACCGCAGGGUGUACCUGGUUUCGAUGUCACCUUCGAUAUCGAUGCAAACGGCGUCAUGAAGGUGUCCGCCGAGGACAGGGACACUGGGCGGAAGAACAGCAUCACCAUCGUUAACCACGGCGGUCGACUGCGCAAGGAGGAAAUCGCGCGCUUGGUACCGAAGGCUGAGAGGUAA
This is a messenger RNA of Miscanthus lutarioriparius, 1632 nucleotides long. NCBI's taxonomy places the organism in Eukaryota, Viridiplantae, Streptophyta, Magnoliopsida, Poales, Poaceae. The record is from the annotation of a GenBank genome assembly.